Molecule: messenger RNA, 486 nt
Organism: Helobdella robusta
Lineage: Eukaryota; Metazoa; Annelida; Clitellata; Rhynchobdellida; Glossiphoniidae
Exons: 2
Coding region: 1-486 (161 amino acids)
Biological process (GO): endoplasmic reticulum organization
Cellular component (GO): endoplasmic reticulum
Source: RefSeq, a predicted model, not a curated record
AUGGGUAACAUUUCAGUGAUUAUGAGACAGGGGAUAGUUGCUUCCUUGACUGGGGGGUGGGUGUACGAACCCCAACAGGAGAACUUGAGCAAUGCCCUCCAUCUUUACAUGUGGAUCUUUUUACUGGCCUACCCUCUCGUCCUUUACAUGGUCUCUUCAUUUUCAGUCAAGAUAUGGAUACUGUACUGCCUGUCCAUCCUAAUAUUCUUCACUGUAAUCAAACUCUUAAAUUACAAACUCCAUGCCAUGUUUGACAGCAAAGACACAAAAAUUAUCGUUCCAGAUGAGUCAUCUAUGAGUACCAGUGAGUCGAUGAAGUUGAAGCAGAGAUCUACCAAGGCCAGUCUGGAACAGCCUGCCCAACUUAAUGUGUUAGUGCUUCUUGUUUUGCAAUUGUGUUAUUUCAAAAAUAUUUUUAUUAGUUUAUUUUAUUAUUUUUUUUGUGUUAUCUAUGAAAUGAUUAAGUUGAAUUACCGUUCACACUAA